GUGAUUGAUCUUGCAUUGCAUUGCGUUGCAUUGCAGGUUCGGCAGCUUAUUACUUUGUUUAAUUUGUGCAGAAUGUCACAAAUAACUACAAACAUGUUGAAGAAUACAUUUCAAACUAGCAAAUUUGGCAGUCUAAAGGUUCAAGUCCAGUGCAAACAUACGGCUGUUACGCCGUUGCAAAACAUCCGCGAGCGGCUGGAGAGUGGUCCAAGUUUUCAAGACUUUGUUCAAAACCCAACCUACAAUCGGGAUGACUGGAGUGAAUAUGAGGGAAAAUUAAAACGCGAAAAAGGCGAAAAUGAGCGGCUUAGGUUGCCACCCUGGCUGAAGACGAAAAUACCGAUGGGAAAGAACUACAGCCGCAUUAAGGAGCAGCUGCGGGAAUUGAAGUUGGCCACGGUGUGUGAGGAAGCUAAGUGUCCCAACAUUGGCGAAUGCUGGGGAGGUGGAGAGCAUGGUACGCAAACGGCAACCAUAAUGCUUAUGGGCGAUACUUGUACUCGAGGUUGUCGGUUUUGCAGCGUGAAAACAGCACGUGCUCCGCCUCCGUUAGAUCCAGCUGAACCGUUGAAUACCGCAUCUGCAAUCGCUUCUUGGGGCUUGGACUAUAUAGUGCUUACUUCUGUUGACCGUGAUGACCUAGCGGACGGAGGAUCCAAUCACAUUGCUGCAACAAUUAGAGAGAUCAAAAAGCAGAAUCCUCGCAUUUUUGUUGAGUGCCUCGCGCCGGAUUUCCGAGGUGACAAGAAUUGCGUCGAAACGGUAGCCCUUUCCGGUUUGGAUGUGUACGCCCAUAAUAUCGAGACGGUGGAAGCUUUGACACCAUUUGUCAGAGAUCGCCGAGCUCAGUAUAGGCAAAGCUUAAAAUGUCUGGAAAGUGUAAAGGACAUAAACCAUAAUUUAAUAACAAAAACUUCGAUAAUGCUUGGACUUGGCGAAACAGAUGAACAAAUUGAACAGACUUUGAAAGACCUUCGUACGGUGGGUGUAGAUUGCCUCACACUCGGUCAAUAUAUGCAGCCCACCCAGCGGCAUCUGAAAGUCAUUGAAUACGUCACGCCGGAGAAAUUUAAACACUGGGAAACACGCGGCAACGAGCUAGGUUUCCUGUACACCGCCAGUGGUCCACUGGUGCGCAGUUCGUACAAAGCAGGAGAAUUCUUCAUCACCAGUAUAUUGAGAAAUCGUGCGCAAAAGACAAACAUAAGUAAAGAACAAGCUAAUCGAACUAAGGAAGAGGAUUCGCAAUAAAAUGAAUAAACGAAUUGUUCUUCAUUGGUGCAAGCAAAGCUAUAGAUAUUUAGAAUAAAUUAUACUAAAGAAGACAGUGUUUGCAAUUAAUAUUGUCUGCUUACUGUUGAAUACGUGUGAUCGCAGUUUCGUCAGAAAUUUCUAAAACGUAGCUGGAUACGGAAUCGCACCCAUUCAAGGUUUGUUAACUGCAGAACUAAAAAUUUUAUUAGUGUUGUAAUCGGAAUGUACAGGAUUAUGAACUGGAAUUAAUAAAUCAA
This is a messenger RNA of Sabethes cyaneus, 1511 nucleotides long. It is a transcript of the gene Las, whose product is annotated as lipoyl synthase, mitochondrial. Gene Ontology annotation, molecular function: lipoate synthase activity; 4 iron, 4 sulfur cluster binding. The record is from RefSeq and is a predicted model, not a curated record. The coding region runs from base 73 to 1251 and encodes 392 amino acids. NCBI's taxonomy places the organism in Eukaryota, Metazoa, Arthropoda, Insecta, Diptera, Culicidae. Gene Ontology annotation, biological process: lipoate biosynthetic process. Gene Ontology annotation, cellular component: mitochondrion. The transcript has 5 exons.